AUGAUUGCGUCUUCUUCUUCUGCCGCUGCUGCUGCUCUGUCGUCGUCGAGUCAUCAUCAUCAUCAUCAUCAUAAGCAGCGCAUUAUCCAAAACUUCAAGAGAAAGACGACGACGAAAACAACAACAAAUAGAAGAAGAGCGACGACGACAACAAAAGCUAUAAUGGGAGACCAAGGAAUUUAUAAUCCUCCGGAGUCGAAAGAGGAGGCGUUUCAGCAGUGCGCGACCGCGAUCGAACGUCUCGUAAACGCGUCCCAGAAAAAAAGCAGUUCGAAUAAAAAACGAGCGAUGCGAAAGCAAGUCUCGAAAAGAGGGCAAUUUUUAUGCGCGGAAUUACCGGUGAUGGACGACGGCGCUUUAUCCACGUCGGAGAUGGCGUUAUCGCUGGUGUUUGACGAGGAAAACACGAGCGUGGUGUACGCGGACGAGGAAGCGGCGAGGAAGAGCGCAGAGAAGAAUGGUAAAGUGGAAACGUUCUCGCUGGCGGAAGCGUUGGAGGUAGAGGCGGAUUUCAUCGCGAGCGAGAAGACCGGGGCGGUAUAUUUGGUCGGGUUUGGAGAAGACGAAGUUGAACAGGCGGUGAAGUUAACGAAGAAGAUUAACCCGUCGCGGGCGAUUGUUUUGGUGAACGCGGAGUGGAUGCACGCCGGUGAUGGGGGAGAUAUUUAUAAAUCCGAAAUCAUUGCGAGCGGGAAAGACGUGGAUUCGAUUUCAGAGACGGAGAAGUUUAAGAAUCAAUUCGCGGUGGUGUACUCGUAUUUACCCUUAGCAAUUGAGAAUAAGGUAUUCGGCCAAAACGCUGGAGGGGCUAUAUUCAAGUGCGUCUUAGGUGGCGCACCGAGCGGGACGCCGUGGAGAAUAUUAAUCACGGAUAAAGAUGGAAAGUUUAGUCAAGUCGGCGCGAUGCAACGAAGACCCGAAGGCGAGGACAUUCAAAAUACUUUUUAUAACGCUUACGCGGCGACAAGUCAGGUGAAUAAAGGCGUCGGAGCGAUAAAGAGCACGUUCGAUAAGUUCAAAGAGAAUUUACCUAACCCGUUCGGUGGCGGCGGAUAG
Bathycoccus prasinos is the source of this 1056-nucleotide messenger RNA. RefSeq lists its product with no specific name. Lineage: Eukaryota; Viridiplantae; Chlorophyta; Mamiellophyceae; Mamiellales; Bathycoccaceae. The record is from RefSeq and is a predicted model, not a curated record. The coding region runs from base 1 to 1056 and encodes 351 amino acids. The transcript has a single exon. Gene Ontology annotation, cellular component: chloroplast.